GAAAAGGCUGCGGCGCGAGGGCGAGGGCCGGACUGGGGGCGGGGCGGCUGCGAGUGUGAGGGGCGCGCGGGUGACAGGUGCUGGGGCACGAGGGUGGCGGUCUGAGACCUAAGGGGAGAAGACGCGGUGGCAGCGAUGCUGGAGACCUUGCGCGAGCGGCUGCUGAGCGUGCAGCAGGAUUUCACCUCCGGGCUGAAGACUUUAAGUGACAAGUCAAAAGAAGCAAAAGUAAAAAGCAAACCAAGGACUAUUUCAUAUUUGCCAAAGUACUCUGCUGGACUAGAAUUACUUAGCAGGUACGAAGAUACAUGGGCUGCACUUCACAGAAGAGCAAAGGAAUGUGCAGGUGCUGGAGAGCAGGUGGAUAGCAAGGUGGUUAUGCUGUCAGCACACUGGGAAAAAAAGAAGACAAGCCUGAUAGAUUUACAGGAGCAGCUUCAGCAGCUUCCAGGUUUAAUAGCGGACUUAGGAUCCGUGACAGCAAAUCUGACUCAUUUAGAGGCUAGUUUUGAGGAGAUAGAAAACCACCUGCUGAACCUGGAGGAUUUAUGUGCACAGUGUGAAUUAGAAAGAUACAAACACAUGCAGUCCCAACAACUGGAAAAUUACAAGAAAAAUAAGAGGAAGGAACUUGAAACCUUCAAAGCUGAACUAGAUGCAGAGCACACCCAGAAGGUCCUGGAAAUGGAGCACACCCAGCAAAUGAAGCUGAAGGAGCGGCAGAAGUUUUUUGAGGAAGCCUUCCAGCAUGACAUGGAGCAGUACCUCUCCACCGGGUACCUGCAGAUAGCAGAGAGGCGAGAACCCAUGGGCAGCAUGUCGUCCAUGGAGGUGAAUAUCGACCUGCUGGAACAGAUGGAGCUGAUGGACGUAUCCGACCAGGAGGCCCUGGACGUCUUUCUGAAUUCAGGUGAAGAUAAUGCUGUGCUGUCCCCCGUCUUAGGCCCUGAAGCCAGUAUCGGUCAGAAAGAAAUUACUCUUCAGGUUCCAAAUCCCUCUGAAUUACGAGCCAAGCCACCUUCCUUAUCCUCUGCCUGCACUGACCCAGCCACCCAGGACCCCAGUGAAGGUGGGGGGUCCCCCAUUGUUCAGUCUGACGAGGAGGGAGUUGAGGUGGACACUGCCCUCGCCACUUUACACACCGACGACAGUGACUCCUAAAUCUGGGCACUCACAUUUUCUGACCUCUGAAGGCAGACUCCGCUGUGUGCAGAAUCCCACCGUGAAGGAAGGUGGUUUUAUGGAGGCUCUUGAUUUUCACACAAUUGCUGAUAAUUUGUGAGAAACUGAAAUAACAGCUAACAAUAAAGUUUGAGGACUUUAAACAGAGAGUCCAUGGCCAGUCUGUAUGGAAAGGUUCUAAAUACACACCAGCUCGGCAUGGAAUGAGAAAAGCCCUUCAGACAGAAAAUUCUGCUUCCUCCAAAAUAUAACUGUAGUUAAACUCAGAUCUAACAAAGCUCAGGUUUUCAUCUGCUUCAUUACACAAUUAUUACCUAACCCCUACUUUACACUGGAACAACUUCUGGGCCCAGAGGAAGAGAAAUAAACAUAAGCCAGAUCAAUACACCAUCCUUAUCCCUGACAAGACACUGGUCCCACAGAGAUGGGUGUUUUCCGUUUGUCACCCCUCACAGCCCAGUAGCGAGUGAGCAAUGAGACUGUCUGCUCAGACCGAGGGGCACUGUAGCCGGAGGAAAGCCCUAGCACCUGGCCAAGGGACGGCCACAGCCCGUUGUCAGUGCCACACCGUCCCCAUGGGGCCACAGAAAAUAAGAGGCAAAGAGCAGCAUUUGGUUUUGCUCAGAGGGGCUUCAAACCACCACUGGCAGAUGCCAAGUGAGCAAGACCAAAACGUGUUGCCUGCGCCCGUCCCUGGCUGAGGGCUUCUCUCAGCCCCCUGCCCGCCUGCCAGAAAAGAGCUCAUGUCAUUCACUCAUCUUCCAAAAGACAGACAAAUGUCCAAAAAAGUUUGUUUUUAUUAUUAAACCUUGUAGUACAAACCUGAAAAGUAAACAAAAAACUGGCAAUAAACAACAUGAAGUCCUCCCUCCCAAGGGAGGAGUGCAGAGCAGCGCUAAUAAAUUAAAUGUCAAACUGUAAGCCAUAGGCAGAAGUUCACGGUCAAAAAGAGGGAAAGUACACAGCAAGGCCAUAAAAACCGGACAACCACAUUGGAAAACACUUGACUCUGUUUAUGUAAUUGUUAAAUAUUCCCAAACAGUUCAGUCUUCUGCAACAACAACCAACGAAGUGGAUCACAGGACGGUCCUGGCAGUCCCACUGGCAAGCUCAGUGCAGUAUGGGUAGCUACGGGAUCAGUGAAUCCAAGUAUGAAACAAAGAACAGCUUGUGAAAACAGUUUCCCUUUUUUAUUCCACACAUACUGUACACACAACCGGAGAAGGGCAACAGCUACUCCAUUAUUAUUUUGUUGUUGUUCAGUGAUGUAAGCAGCACUUAUAAAUGUUACAAGAAAAACCCUGUAAGCAUCCAACCAACCGAUGAAGAAACUGAAAUGUAAGGCUUUUCUUCAUCUUGUCUUCUCACCCCCCUCCCCACCCCCCACCGAGAAAAAGGCUCAAGUAUUUAAAACAAUUUACAGGCUUAUGUACAAAAGGAUGGGAUUCUUUUUUUUUCUUUUUUUUCUUUUUUGUUACAACAUGAAGAGAAAAAAUAGACAAGAUGAGCGCAAAUGCAUUUUCACAUUCAAAAAGAACUGCAGACCUCCUAGUGGCUCUAAAUGAUCAUAAACGAAACAAAUUUAAAAAGAAAGAUUAAUGCUGACUUGUGAAGGUGUGAAACAAGCAGUGAGAUGAAGAUGGAAUGUUAGAAAGAUUGCACGUCUAUGACAAAGAAGCACUUAACGGCUUCAAUCACUUUUUUUCCUUUUUUUUCCUUAAGGAUGCUAUUGAAGGGUUUUUUGAUAAAGUAGCCAACAGCACCAAAAAAUAACAGAAUGGAUUUCCUAAUGAAAUCAGGCACAGGUUUCCCGCACGUGACCCCUCCAAGGCAGGCAGUCUUUUUCUUCUCUCUCUCUUUUCUUUUUUCCUUAAACAGAUGCAUAGUGAUGUGCUGGUAAAGAGAACCUAGUCACUCAAAUCUCCUCAUUUUGCCUAUGGUUAGGAAACAACGUCCGCCUUCAGCUGCCAUAACCGCCCAAAGAAACAAAAUGGGGGUUCUCCGGUUUUAAAAAAUUACAAACUCAUCUUGCACAUGACAGAAGAAAAGACAGCCAAAGUAAAGCCAUUUCUUUUCAAGUUUCUUUGUGUGUGUGAGUGAGUGUGUGUCUCCUAUCCCUUUUCCUCUCUAGAAAAAUCUGCUCACAUGACUGAUGGUUUUAAAAUUUGUUCUCCAAACUUCACCCUCUUCAAAAAUGGGUUAAAAAGCCUUUUUUCCCCAACAGUUACAAAAAAAA
Messenger RNA from Rhinolophus ferrumequinum (greater horseshoe bat), 3418 nucleotides. RefSeq names its product dystrobrevin binding protein 1 (gene DTNBP1). The transcript has 10 exons. Gene Ontology annotation, biological process: neuron projection development; negative regulation of protein kinase activity; platelet dense granule organization. The coding region runs from base 136 to 1161 and encodes 341 amino acids. NCBI's taxonomy places the organism in Eukaryota, Metazoa, Chordata, Mammalia, Chiroptera, Rhinolophidae. The record is from RefSeq and is a predicted model, not a curated record. Gene Ontology annotation, cellular component: plasma membrane; neuron projection; BLOC-1 complex.